GCCAAUUGUGCACAUAUUCUGUUAAACGAUGUCUAAACGGGCCGUCGGUACGGAGAAAAAGAAAAAAGGUCGGAGCAAGAAGGGUUCUAAGGACCCCACGGAAGAAGAGUUUGCGAAAUCGCAGAACGAGGUAAAAUGCCUCCGCGAUCAGCUCAGUCGAACCAUAUGCGCCCUGGAAACCACGGAGAAUCGACGAUUUCGGGCGUACACGGACCGCGUCCAGUCGACACGAAUGAUGGAAGAGAUUCGUCACAACACACAACAACACACCGCCUUCAUGAUCACCCAGCAUGAAAUAGUAGUAUCAAAACUGAAUGAGAAAAUCGAGAAACUAGAAACCGAUUUGUGUGAAUUGAAUCGGCUAAUUCAGGAAAAGGAUGAUGAAUUGGAACGGUUGAAACUCGAGUUUUCAGAGACAGUAACAGAGCGCGACCUGCAAAUCGAUCGGUUGAAGCAACAGCUCAGCACCCAAGGAUUGGCACAAGAAGGCAACUUGAUGAAUGCGUUCGACAGUCUGGUAAAAGCACUCGGAGAUGAUUACAAGCAGAUGCACAGAAACUUUACACCCUGGUCCCAGAAAUCACUGCAAACCAUCGAGUUGGAGUUUUUGAACCCUCCGUACUUAGAUGAAGAAUCCACAGAGUACUAUGCUGACACUGUAGAAGACUAGAUCCACGAUCAAACCGUGCAACAUGAACCUUACACUCGUCACUUCACGCACCGCAUUUAACAACAAAUCAUGAGCUAUUUUCCGCAACACUAUUCGUACCCACUUUUAGCUGCUUUUCCAUGCAAUAUGUUUAGCGCCAAUUAGCUACUUUAUGCGUUGACUUUCCUACAAUUUGUUACCAAGUAAACUCGCGGUUUCUGGGAUGUGCAG
Molecule: messenger RNA, 880 nt
Organism: Dicrocoelium dendriticum
Lineage: Eukaryota; Metazoa; Platyhelminthes; Trematoda; Plagiorchiida; Dicrocoeliidae
Source: the annotation of a GenBank genome assembly